UCUUAACACAUUACUUCCCGGACCACAAAUCAAAAUGUCUUUAUGGCUCUAUGAUUUCCUUCGUUUGCACUUUCAUCUCACGACACAAUGGCCUCUACUAAUAUAUGCUGUCACUUGGGUUACAGCACUGACAAUGACAGUGACAGUGGCCUCAUUUUCCUCCGAGGUUGCUUUUGUCUUUGCCAUUUCACCCUCUAACAAGUGCAAUGGUAAUGAAAUUAGAGUUCCAUUGGAUGUUCCAGGAGACACAUUCUGUAUCCCUGCUCAGCUAUUUGUCAAGUCCAAAAUUGAUCUCAUUGUUCCACCCGUCUUUGCAGCACUUAUUGUGGUUUCAUCAGCUUGCGUUGUUCGAGCAGUGGGCUUGUGGGAGGAUGGAUGAUUAAGACUUUUGUUUCAUUUUAUUAGUUAUAUUUAAAUACUUUUAUGAAUUGAAUUAUUUUUAUUGACAAACUCAUAAGUGAUGUCAAGUUGCUGAGACGUAUAAACUAUGUUAUCUUUGAGAACGAAUUAUAUAUAAAUCAAGUUUUUUAUUUUUUUGGAUUCUGAAAGAUUUAUUUUAAAAAAGAUAUUUUUUUUGUUUUGUUUUAGAA
Vicia villosa (hairy vetch) is the source of this 590-nucleotide messenger RNA. RefSeq lists its product as uncharacterized. NCBI's taxonomy places the organism in Eukaryota, Viridiplantae, Streptophyta, Magnoliopsida, Fabales, Fabaceae. The record is from RefSeq and is a predicted model, not a curated record. The coding region runs from base 35 to 379 and encodes 114 amino acids. The transcript has a single exon.